ACGUAUUAUGAAUGGAUGGAACUUGUUGAAAAAUUCGUUGAAAAAUCCCUGUGCCUUCGUUUUCUUGAUUCAAGCAUUAGUGCGGGUCAUAAUUCGAAAAAUCUAGCAAAAAUGGAAAAUCAUAGCUUACCGACUAGAGCAGUCGUCUUCUCUGCAAAUUCGGGAGCAAACCAGAGGCUCAUGUCGAAGCGCAAAAAGAACCCCCUGGAUCACCUGGAGGUUGCACUGAUUGGAGCAGGCAGUGGAACAUAUGCCCAGCUUUUGGACGAGUGCGGCCGAGCAAAGUCGGUGCUUCACGGCAAGUUUGUCCACCAGCACAUUAUCGACAACGGGUACGAGCAGGACACAUUCGUGGCUAAUCUGGUAAUGCAGAUGUACAUCAAAUGUGGCUGCUUCGAGGAGGCACGCCUGGUUUUUAGCAGGAUGGUAAAACCGAGCCUUGUCUCAUGGACCACUAUGCUUUCGGCAUAUGCCCAGAACGGAUAUCCGUCGGAGGCACUGAAGCUCGUAAAUUACAUGGAGCUCAACGGACUGAAGCCGGACAAGGUGACCCUCUUGUGCAUACUGGGAGCUUGUUCUUACAUCGGAGAGAUCUCACGUGCCAGGGAAGUGCAUCAGCGCGUAGCUGCCUGUGGAUUCGACAGCGAAACUCCUAUCGGGAAUUCGCUGGUCCACAUGUACACGAGAUGCGCUAGUCUCCAAGAUGCAAGGCUUGUCUUCCAAGGCAUGACCAGGAGGAACGUCGUGUCGUGGAACUCAAUGGUGGCUGCGUGGGCACAACUAGGCGGUGCUAAGGAUGCUCUCGAAGUGUUUGCGCGAAUGCUGGAGGAGAAUGUGCAACCAGACAAGGUGACUUUCAUGAAUUUGCUUCAAGCCUUUUCUACUGACGAGGAUCUGGCAGCCGCUCGAGAUAUCCAUUCGAAGAUUGUGGAGCAUGGAUUCGAGUCGGACGUGGCCGUGGGAACCGCGGUAAUGAGCAUGUACGGGAAGUGUAAAAGUUUGGAAGACGCCCGGCUGGUGUUCGAGAGACUACACGGGAAGAACUUGGUUACGUGGAACACCAUGAUCUCAGUAUACGCUCACGGUGAUCGUCCAGAGGAGGCACUCUCAAUCUACAAUGCAAUGGGGGAGCAGUACAUACAACCGGAUCAUAUCACUUUCACCAGCGUUCUCGCGGCCUGUGGAUCGAUUGGUGUUCUACAAAACGGGAAAAGGAUUCACGGUCACGUCAAGGUGUUUCGGAUGGAGGACCACGCUUCUGUGGCAACUGGCCUGGUGAAAAUGUACAGCCAGUGCGGAAGUGUGGGAGAUGCAAGAGAAGUAUUCGAGACAAUGAACAGGGACUUGGUGGCAUGGAACACGAUGAUAGCAGGAUACGCACAGCACGGCUACACAGAGCAGGCAGUCGAGCUCUUCCACAAAAUGGACGUGAUUCCAGACGAAGUUACGUUCGUUAGUCUGCUGGACGCUUGCGGCCACGGUGGCCUCGUGACAGAUUCGUGGUACUACUUCCGUUCCAUGCUCCAGCUGGGAGUAUCUCCAACGAUACAGCACUUUGGCUGUAUGGUCUCGCUUUUGGGAAAAGUGGGGAAGCUGGACCAAGCCGAAAAGCUUAUACUGAGCAUGAAGGCCUUUCGAGUAGAAGCAAAUGCCGUGGUGUGGAAAAUGUUUCUGGAUGCGUGUAAGACGCACGGAAACAUGGAGAAAGGAGCUCGAGCUGCUGCUGAGGUUCUACGCCUGGAGUCAGGCGAUUCUUUCCCUUACGUCGUCCUUGCGAACAUAUGCUCGACAACUGAAGAACCAGAACCACAGAACCUGCUGCUCGUGAAAACUGUCAUCAGUACGGAUGAGGCACACGAAUUUGUUUCCAGUUCUGGAAAGCUUCCUAAAGGGCACAGUACACCAUCUUUCUUGGUAACUGAUCUCGCUUAAAGUAUUAUUGCGAACCAAACUUUCGAGACCAUUCUUCUGACCCACCGAGAAAAUUUUCGUGUCGAGAGAGUACGUUGUGCUUUUUAUUUUCUAGUGCUCAUGCAUUUCUUGUGUUCAGGGACGGGCGUGCAGCGUACUGGUAUUUGACACGAGAUUCUCUUUGACCUGCAUCAGAAAAUAUGAUUUACUGACUCUUUAUUUACGAGUCUCAAAGAAUGAAGUGGAACGGCGAAACUCCUAAUUAUUGUUAUAGUGCGCUCUGGGUGGAGACUGUUGGACUGCUUCUAAAUCUCCGUCUUUUCCAAGACUGGUACGUACAAUACAGAGAAAAUUUUGAUUUUUGAGAGACUUUUCAUCAGGUGUUUAAUUCCCUCGAAUGCCGUUUAUACUA
Selaginella moellendorffii is the source of this 2323-nucleotide messenger RNA. Its product is annotated as pentatricopeptide repeat-containing protein At1g11290, chloroplastic. Gene Ontology annotation, biological process: RNA modification. Gene Ontology annotation, molecular function: protein binding; RNA binding. Lineage: Eukaryota; Viridiplantae; Streptophyta; Lycopodiopsida; Selaginellales; Selaginellaceae. The record is from RefSeq and is a predicted model, not a curated record. The transcript is spliced from 4 exons. Bases 16 to 1932 code for a protein of 638 amino acids.